AUGAAUUUCCUGUAUCGAACUUCGCAGCCUGCGGCACCUGAGUUGCCAAGAAUUUCAGAGCAAGAUGAUCAUAGUGAUUCCUUACAAAAGCCAACUAUGACACUGGAGGGUCUCAUCGCAGAUGAUCCACACCAGCCCUCCUCCGCCCGCAGUGAAGAUGGAGAUGCUAAUAAUGGUUCCGGGAAUAUCAGCAGAGAUCCUUCAUCUCUAGAUUCGAAAAGUCCAGUCCGGCCAUGGACACAUACUGAUGUCGCGGAGGACGAAGGGUGGAUCACAAUUCCAUACAAGGCACUUCCUGAAAGUUGGAAUGAUAUUUCAGAAAUGGUACAGUUGCAGGCUCUGGACCGUUCCUUCCUUUUUCCUGGCGAGCAGGUUCAUAUACUAGCAUGCCUGUCAGCUUCUAAGCAAGAUACGCAGGCUAUAUCCCCCUUUAGAAUUGCUGCAGUGAUGUCUAAGAAUGGAAAUUCUUUGCAAAACUCUACAAAUAAAUCUAGCCCUGUCAGUGCAAAUGGUCAUGAUAAUGGAGAAGCUGGAGAAAGUGGCUAUCAGGAUGUGGAACUCAAUGGUGAAGGCUGUCCUUCAGAACAUGAUAUUUUGGAGACUCAAUCUCUCCUUCAGAUGGAAGAUCAUAAGAAGCAAAUAGAACAUAUGUUGCAAAGAUUCAAAGAAUCCAAUUUUUUUGUCCGAAUUGCAGAGUCAGACGAACCUCUCUGGUCCAAGAAAAGAGUAACUGCAACUACGACGGCAGAGGACUGGUCAGAUAUCCAGGGCAAUAGUAAGACCUCAAGGAGUAAUGUUUACAAUACCAUUUCUGAUAAAGGGAUUUUUUAUGGUAGUACAUCUGGGGGAGUCGCUCGAGAUACUGUGAAGUGUUAUUAUCUGCAGAAUGGAGACAUAGUGGCAACAUUUCCUCUAAUGGCUUUACUAACUGCUGUGAAGUAUAUAUAUCUUUCCACUUAA
Messenger RNA from Miscanthus lutarioriparius, 960 nucleotides. The record is from the annotation of a GenBank genome assembly. NCBI's taxonomy places the organism in Eukaryota, Viridiplantae, Streptophyta, Magnoliopsida, Poales, Poaceae.